AUGGGAACAAACAUUACAGAGACUCCUUUACUAACCACCACCACCACCACCACCACUAUCACCACCACCACUAUGGCGACGCUCAUCGUCAUCUUGAUUUCCGUUGUUAUCUUUGCUAUAAAAACUCUUAAAAAGUCAACAACUCAGAAAAAACUUCCUCCUGGCCCUAAACCAUGGCCAUUAGUCGGCAAUAUCCCGGAGAUAAUACGCUACAGACCCACAUUCCGGUGGAUCCACCGCCUCAUGCAGGACAUGAACACCGAUAUUUGCCUUAUUCGGCUAUGGAACACUAAUAUUAUUUCUAUCAAUUGCCCGUUCAUCGCAAACGAAUUGCUCAAAGAAAAAGAUGCAAUAUUCGCUAGCAGACCAAUGGCCUUUUCUGCUAAGUGCAUGACUGGUGGAUACUUGACGACAGCUCUCGUUCCUUAUAAUGAUCAAUGGAAGAAAAUGAGAAGAAUCCUAACGUCGGAGAUUCUUUCGCCGGCUAGGCACACAUGGCUGCAUGAUAAAAGAGCCGAGGAGGCAGAUAAUCUUGUGUUCUAUCUUCAUAAUCAUUAUAACAGCAAUAAGACUGCAAAUUUAAGAAUAGCCAUCCGCCAUUACUGUGGAAAUGUGAUCAGAAAAUUGGUAUUUGGCCGGAGAAACUUCGGUAAAGGAACGACCGACGGAGGACCGGGACACGAAGAAAUCGAACAGGUCGAUGCAGUUUUUGCUGCGCUUAAAUAUUUGUAUGCAUUUUGCAUAUCUGAUUAUGUGCCAAAUUUCUUGCAAGGAUUUGACUUUGAUGGGCAGAAAAAGAUAGUUAUUAAGGUGAACACGAUCUUAAGAAAGUACCAAAACCCUAUAAUAGAUGAGAGAAUUAAAGAAUGGAAGAGUGGUGAACGGAAAUUAGUGGAGGACUUGCUUGAUGUUUUCAUCACCCUCCAGGAUUCGGACGGCAGGCCAUUGCUCAACUCCGAUGAGAUCAAAAAUCAAAUCGCUAAAAAAAUUGGAGUUUCCGUACUCUUAUUUUUGUUGAAAGUAAAUUUCUUAAAUUGA
Mercurialis annua (annual mercury) is the source of this 1038-nucleotide messenger RNA. RefSeq names its product valine N-monooxygenase 1-like. The record is from RefSeq and is a predicted model, not a curated record. Gene Ontology annotation, molecular function: iron ion binding; monooxygenase activity; heme binding. The coding region runs from base 1 to 1038 and encodes 345 amino acids. Lineage: Eukaryota; Viridiplantae; Streptophyta; Magnoliopsida; Malpighiales; Euphorbiaceae. The transcript is spliced from 2 exons.